Messenger RNA from Phyllostomus discolor (pale spear-nosed bat), 9210 nucleotides. RefSeq names its product tectorin alpha (gene TECTA). Gene Ontology annotation, molecular function: protein binding. The record is from RefSeq and is a predicted model, not a curated record. Gene Ontology annotation, biological process: cell-matrix adhesion. The transcript is spliced from 23 exons. Lineage: Eukaryota; Metazoa; Chordata; Mammalia; Chiroptera; Phyllostomidae. The coding region runs from base 2116 to 8568 and encodes 2150 amino acids.
AUUUUUCUCAUUCUUCACAAUACCUUUAAGUUAUUUACUUAGUGCAAAAUUUCGUCAUAAGGAGUCUAUCCCUCUGAGGACCCUCACUGGGCACCCACGGAGGCUUCCAGAAUUCAAGCUGGUUUUUCCUUGUGAAAGAUCACAUCCUGCACUGUCUAACCCCUUGGUUUUGCUAGAAACUGCCCUGGGCGGUCAGACUGCACAGUGGAGGAUCAGGGAGGAAAGGGAAGAAAUAAAACCUGGACAAGUUUGAGCGAGUUUCUUUAAAUACUUCAUGCACACCUGUGAAAAAACAUUGUAGAGCCUAUCUGUGGCAACAGUUCAAAACCAUAGAAACUAAAAAAAGACUUUAGUAGAAAACCAACUUUAUUUAAAUGUUGGAAGCAGCAGCUUUGUUUGCAGUUUUAAUCCCAUGCUGGUAGAUGCUAAUUCUGUAACAUUAUACAGUUGCCUUUUUUUGGGUACAAAGGUGGAAGGGGGGUUUUCUUUUGUGUUUUUCAGUGCAAACUGAUUCCGAUCAGAAAGGCUCAAGGUUUCAGCUCCAAGUACCUGACAUUUCCAUCUGAAUCUACUUUUUUUUUAAGGGGGGUGGGGAGAAGGUCUAGUUUUUCAGGAAAAGAACCUCUCCACACAAUCCUGAAACUGAUCUUUAGAUUUACUUUUUCUUAAUCAAUAGAAAAAAACUUGAUUGCAACUCAACACUUAUCUGACUCUAGCUCAGGACUAACUGAAUUUUUGGUUUUAAGAGUAGGGGAUUCAGACAUCAUUUCAGGAAUCAGAAAUAAUUGGCAGCAAGAGGGGGAGAACUGACAUGAAUUCUUGUUUUGCUUAAUUUUUUCCUGGUUUACCAAGAUUUGGCUUAAUAUUUCUGACUCAAUUCCUCCAGUCUCUACAGAACAGGUUAGUGACAUUUUUCAUAAAUACAGAUAUUUAAAUGAAUUCUCCUUAUGCUCUCUGAAUUGUUUCCCUAAGGGCUCACAUCUUACAUGCAUAAGGUGUCUCCCUCCCUCCGCUAAAGCUGUGUGAUCUCUGUGAAAGUCUUAGCACCACUGUCAGCAAAAUUAAUGUUUAUUGUGUGCUUGAGAUUUCAAUGUGUAUGCUUGACAACUGAAGGUUUACAAUAAAACUCUCACAGGGUAGACUUACUGAUUUUUCCAUGCAAUUUUAGCUUCAAAUAAUAAGAGGAUGAUUUUGUAUUUAAGAACACCGUCAGGAGCAAACUUCAUGGUCUACCUGUGCACUUGGUUCUUCUGCAGGAGUAUAUGUAAUUGGGAGCUUGCACGGGUGUUUGCAUCUCAGCUUCAUGGAGCGGCACAGACCGGCAAUUCUUCUAACAGAGAGUGAAGCAGCUGGUUCAACUGCUUGUGAUUGAAAUGGAAACAAGUUCACUUUUGUGAUGUCCCUUAAUUAAUUUGCUGGGACUAAUUGCUUGUGUGCUGGCUUCUAUUUUUAUUGUAAUUUCAAGGACUGAGCCUGGCAUUUUUUUUUUAAAUUACCAAUGUAUCAUUCAUUUCACUCGAGAAAGUCAAUGGACAAUUUUAUGCUACUGUGAAUCUGGUAGCAUAAUCUUCAGGAUGUGGAUUUGCUCCGUACUAUAGAGAAGGUGAUAGCAAACUAAAUUUUCCUACCCGUAAAAAUCUAUUGUGUUUCAGCUGAUUUUUAUUUGAACCUCUUUGAAAGCUGCUGUGAAAAUCAGAAGAGCUGGGUCUCACAGAAGAUGAAGGUCUGUCCUAGAGACACAACUGAGACCUGAAUCUUUAGAGCCAGGUCCUUCCUAUUUCUCAGUACUUGAGUAGCUGCAGAGCAGAUGGCUUUCUUUGGCUCAUUGCUGUUCUCAUUGUGUCUAUAUAAUUUACUGAUCAUUUGAAUGUUCUCAUUACACUUCCAAACUGGCUUCUCAUGGACCAGUCUAAUUUGUUCAUGACAUGUUGAACUUGGAAGGAUCUGUUAGCAUUCAGGGAAUUUCAACCUGACUCAGAACUUCGUGGAUGUUUUAUGUGAGUUUGUUCUGUGAUGGUUGUUAUGUGUCAUGGGAUUUGCAACUAAACACACCUGGUAUUCUACUUACUCUGGCAAGCUGGGGAAUUUUUUUCUUUUUCUUUUUAAAAUUCCAGGAUGAAUUAUUCAUCAUUACUUAGAAUUUGGGUCUCUUUCAUCUUCGCACUUGUACAGCAGCAAGUUCAGCCCAGGGAGCUCAUGUAUCCAUUUUGGCAGAAUGACACCAAAACCCCUAAAGUAGAUGAUGGAAGCUCGUCUGAGAUCAAGCUGGCCAUUCCCAUUUUCUUCUUUGGCGUUCCUUACCGCACUGUCUAUGUCAAUAACAAUGGAGUUGUGUCCUUCAACGUGCUAGUGAGCCAGUUCACGCCAGAGUCCUUCCCCUUGACGGAUGGGCGGGCCUUCAUUGCUCCAUUUUGGGCAGAUGUGCACAAUGGAAUUCGAGGCGAGAUCUAUUACAGAGAGACCAUGGACCCUGUCAUCUUGAAAAGAGCCACCAAGGACAUCAGGAAGUACUUCAAAGACAUGGCAACCUUCUCUGCCACCUGGGUUUUCAUUGUGACCUGGGAGGAAGUCACAUUUUAUGGAGGGAGCAGCACCACACCUGUGAACACCUUCCAGGCCGUCCUGGUGUCUGAUGGCUCCUAUACAUUCACACUCUUCAAUUAUUAUGAAAUCAACUGGACCACUGGGACGGCCAGUGGCGGCGAUCCCCUGACGGGCCUUGGGGGAGUGAUGGCACAGGCAGGAUUUAACGGUGGAAACCUCACCAAUUUCUUCAGCCUCCCAGGGUCAAGAACCCCAGAUAUUGUGAAUAUCCAGGAGACCACAAACGUCAAUGUUCCAGGCCGCUGGGCAUUUAAAGUUGACGGGAAAGAAAUUGACCCAGCCAAUGGCUGCACAUCCAGAGGACAGUUCCUUCGGCGAGGGGAGGUGUUUUGGGAAGACCUGAACUGUACCAUCAAGUGCCGCUGUUUGGAUUUCAACAAUGAGAUCUAUUGCCAGGAGGCCUCUUGUAGUCCCUUCGAAAUAUGUGACCCCAAAGGCAAAUUCUUCUACUGCAGCCCCGUGGAGACCAGUACGUGCGUAGUGUUUGGAGAGCCACACUAUCACACUUUCGAUGGCUUCCUCUUCCACUUCCAAGGCUCUUGUGCCUACCUGUUGGCCCGGCAGUGUUUGCAGACUUCUAACCUCCCCUUCUUCAGUGUGGAAGCCAAGAAUGAACACCGGGGAGGGUCAGCUGUCUCCUGGGUGAAGGAGCUCUCUGUGGAGGUGAAUGGCUACAAGAUUCUCAUUCCCAAAGGAAGCUAUGGAAAAGUCAAGGUUAAUGAUCUGGUGGCUUCUUUGCCCGUCACCUUAGACUUGGGGGCAGUGAAAAUCUACCAGAGUGGCAUGUCUACAGCUGUGGAAACGGAUUUUGGGCUCUUAGUGACUUUCGAUGGCCAGCAUUACGCCUCCAUUUCCAUCCCAGGCUCCUAUAUAAACUCCACGUGUGGGCUCUGUGGGAACUACAAUAAAAACCCACUGGAUGAUUUCCUCCGCCCAGAUGGCAGGCCAGCCAUGUCUGUCCUGGAUCUAGGAGAGAGCUGGCGGGUCUACCACACCGAGUGGAGGUGUGAUUCAGGCUGCGUGGACAACUGCACCCAAUGUGAUGCGGCCACGGAGACCCUCUACUUUGGCUCCGACUACUGUGGCUUCCUCAAUAAGACCGACGGCCCCCUGUGGGAGUGUGGCACCAUCAUGGACCCCACAGCCUUUGUUCACAGCUGUGUGUAUGACCUGUGCAGCGUGAGGGACAAUGGGACACUCCUCUGUCAAGCCAUCCAAGCCUAUGCCCUUGUGUGCCAAGCCCUUGGCAUUCCGAUUGGAGACUGGCGAGUGCAGACUGGGUGUGUGUCCACUGUGCAGUGUCCGAGCUUCAGCCACUAUUCUGUGUGCACCAGCAGCUGCCCCGACACAUGUUCAGACCUCACAGCCUCUCAGAACUGCGCCACACCAUGCACGGAGGGCUGCGAGUGUAAUGAGGGCUUUGUCCUCAGCACCAGCCAGUGUGUUCCGAUGCACAAGUGUGGCUGCGACUUCGAUGGCCACUACUACGCCAUGGGGGAGUUCUUCUGGGCCACAGCCAACUGCACCGUGCAGUGCCUGUGUGAGGAGGGCGGCGACGUGUACUGCUUCAAUAAGACCUGCCGGGGAGGGGAGGUGUGUACGGUGGAGGAUGGCUACCGUGGCUGCUUCCCCAAGCGGGAGACUGUGUGCCUGCUCAGCCAGAACCAAGUGCUGCACACCUUUGACGGGGCUGCCUAUGCUUUCCCUUCUGAGUUUUCCUACACGCUGCUCAAGACCUGCCCGGAGCAGCCAGAGUACUUGGAAAUCGACAUCAAUAAGAAGAAGCCUGAUGGAGGGCCUGCCUGGCUUCGAGGUCUUCGGAUCCUGGUGGCUAACCAGGAGGUCAAGAUAGGAGGAAUAGGGGCUUCAGAAGUCAAGGUGAAUGGUCAGGAAGUAGAAUUACCAUUUUUCCAUCUUUCGGGGAAGCUGGAAAUUCAUCGAAACAAAAACAGUACAACAGUAGAGUCCAAGGGUAUUGUGAGUGUCCAGUACUCAGAUACAGGUCUGCUCUACAUCCGGCUCUCUACUGUUUACUUCAAUUGCACCGGGGGCUUAUGUGGCUUCUUCAAUGCUAAUGCCAGCGAUGAGUUCUGUCUCCCCAAUGGCAAAUGCACAGACAACCUGGCCGUGUUCCUGGAAAGCUGGACAACUUUUGAGGAAAUCUGCAAUGGGGAGUGUGGGGACUUGCUGAAGGCCUGUAACAAUGACUCGGAGCUGCUCAAAUUUUAUCGGAGCCGCUCCAGGUGUGGCAUCAUCAAUGACCCCUCCAAUAGCUCCUUCCUAGAGUGCCAUGGGGUGGUCAAUGUUACUGCCUACUACCGUACCUGCCUCUUUCGCCUGUGCCAGAGUGGAGGUAACGAGUCGGAGCUAUGUGACUCUGUGGCUCGGUACGCAAGCGCCUGCAAGAAUGCUGAUGUGGAAGUUGGCCCCUGGCGGACCUAUGACUUCUGCCCUCUGGAGUGCCCGGAGAACAGCCACUUUGAGGAAUGUGUGACGUGCACGGAGACCUGUGAGACCCUGGCCCUGGGCCCCAUCUGUGUGGACAGCUGCUCUGAGGGGUGUCAGUGUGACGAGGGCUAUGCCCUACAAGGCAGCCAGUGUGUCACCCGCAGUGAGUGUGGCUGUAACUUUGAGGGGCACCAGCUUGCCACCAAUGAGACCUUUUGGGUAGACCUGGAUUGCCAGAUCUUCUGCUAUUGCAACGGCACAGACAACAGCGUCCACUGUGAGACUGUCCCCUGCAAGGACGAUGAGUACUGCAUGGAGGAAGGUGGCCUGUACUACUGCCAGGCCCGCACGGAUGCCUCCUGCAUUGUGUCUGGCUAUGGCCACUACCUGACCUUUGAUGGCUACCCCUUUGACUUCCAGACCAGCUGCCCACUCAUCCUGUGCACCACAGGAAACAGGCCAAGCUCAGACACUUUCCCCAAGUUUAUCGUCACAGCCAAGAAUGAGGACCGGGACCCAUCACUGGCCUUGUGGGUCAAGCAGGUGGAUGUGACCGUGUUUGGCUACAGCAUAGUGAUUCACAGGGCCUAUAAGCACACUGUGCUGGUUAACAAUGAACGGCUGUAUCUACCCCUGAAAUUGGGACAAGGCAAGAUAAAUAUCUUCUCAUUUGGCUUCCAUGUAGUGGUGGAAACUGAUUUUGGCCUGAAGGUUGUGUAUGACUGGAAGACCUUCCUGUCAAUCACUGUCCCUCGGAACAUGCAGAACAGCACAUACGGCUUAUGUGGCCGCUAUAACAGCAACCCAGAUGAUGAUCUAGAGAUGCCUAUGGGUCUGCUUGCAUCCAGUAUCAAUGAGUUUGGGCAGAGCUGGGUGAAGAGGGACACUUUCUGCCAGGUUGGCUGCGGGGACCGCUGCCCUUCCUGUGCCAAGGUAGAAGGUUUCUCAAAGGUGCAGCAGCUGUGUAGCCUGAUCCCCAACCAGAACUCUGGCUUCACCAAAUGUCACAGCAAAGUCAAUCCCACCUUCUUCUAUAAGAACUGCCUGUUUGACUCUUGCAUUGAUGGGGGUGCAGUGCAGACCGCCUGCAGCUGGCUGCAGAACUAUGCCAGCACCUGCCAGACUCAGGGAAUUGCAGUGACCGGCUGGAGGAAUUACACAGCAUGUUCUGUCACCUGUCCUCCCAACAGCCAUUAUGAGAGCUGCGUGAGUGUCUGCCAGCCUCGCUGUGCUGCCAUCCGCCUGAAGAGUGACUGCAACCACUACUGUGUGGAGGGCUGCCAGUGCGACACAGGCUAUGUCCUCAACGGCAAGAGCUGCAUCCUGCCCCACAGCUGUGGCUGCUACUCAGAUGGCAAAUAUUAUGAGCCCAAGCAGCUAUUCUGGAAUAGUGACUGCACCCGACGCUGCCGCUGUUUCCGGCGCAACCUGAUCCAGUGCGACCCGCGCCAGUGCAAGUCAGACGAAGAGUGCGCCCUUCGGAAUGGGGUGCGAGGCUGCUUCAGCACCAGGACCUCCUACUGUUUGGCGGCUGGCGGUGGUGUCUUCCGCACCUUCGAUGGCGCCUUCCUCCGCUUCCCAGCGAAUUGUGCCUUCGUGCUCUCUACCAUCUGCCAGAAGCUGCCAGACAUCUCCUUCCAGCUCAUCAUUAACUUUGACAAGUGGUCGUCCCCUAACCUCACUAUCAUUUCGCCUGUUUAUUUCUACAUCAAUGAGGAGCAGAUUCUCAUCAAUGACCGGAACACUGUCAAGGUGAAUGGCACACAAGUGAAUGUCCCAUUUAUAACCGGGUUGGCAACCAGAAUCUACAGCAGUGAGGGCUUCCUGGUGAUUGACACCAGCCCCGACAUCCAGAUACACUACAAUGGUUUCAAUGUCAUAAAAAUCAGCAUCAGUGAGCGGUUGCAGAACAAAGUGUGUGGCCUCUGUGGCAACUUCAAUGGGGACUUAACUGAUGAUUAUGUGACCUUGCGGGGAAAGCCAGUGGUGAGCAGUGUGGUGCUGGCCCAGAGCUGGAAAACCAAUGGCAUGCAGAAGAGCUGCAACGAGCUACAGUUCUCACAGUAUGCUGCCAUGUGUGAUAAUGUGCACAUCCAGAAGAUGCAGGGCGAUGGCUACUGCCUGAAGCUCACGGAUAUGAAGGGCUUCUUCCAGCCCUGCUAUGGGCUACUUGACCCCCUCCCUUUCUAUGAAUCCUGCUAUCUGGAUGGCUGCUACAACCACAAGAAGUUCCAGCUGUGCGGCUCCCUGGCUGCCUAUGGAGAGUCCUGUCGUUCCUUUGGGAUCCUCAGCACUGAGUGGAUUGAGAAGGAAAAUUGCUCAGGAGUGGUUGAAGAUCCCUGUGUAGGGGCAGACUGUCCCAACCGGACCUGUGAGCUAGACAAUGGAGGGGAGCUGUGUGGGUGCAUCGAGCCACCCCCCUAUGGAAACAACUCACAUGACAUUAUCGAUGCUGAGGUGACCUGCAAGGCAUCCCAGAUGGAAGUGUCCAUAUCUAAGUGCAAGCUCUUCCAGCUUGGAUUUGAAAGAGAGGGUGUGAGGAUCAAUGACAGACAAUGCACUGGCAUAGAAGGGGAAGAUUUUAUCUCCUUUCAGAUCAACAACACCAAAGGGAAUUGUGGAAACAUUGUACAGUCCAAUGGCACUCAUAUCAUGUAUAAGAACACAAUCUGGAUAGAAAGCGCCAACAAUACUGGCAACAUAAUCACCAGAGACCGGACAAUCAAUGUGGAAUUCUCAUGUGCUUAUGAGUUGGAUAUCAAGAUCUCCUUGGACUCUGUUGUGAAGCCUAUGCUCAGUGUCAUUAACCUGACAGUUCCAACCCAAGAAGGCAGCUUCACUACCAAGAUGGCACUCUACAAAAAUGCCUCCUACAAACAUCCUUAUCGCCAGGGUGAAGUGGUAUUGACAACUCGAGAUGUGCUGUAUGUAGGGGUCUUUGUGGUUGGAGCUGAUGCCACGCAUCUGAUCCUGACCCUGAACAAAUGCUAUGCAACACCCUCCCGUGACAGCAAUGAUAAACUUCGCUACUUCAUCAUUGAAGAAGGGUGUCAGAACAUUAAAGAUAACACUAUUGGCAUCGAGGAGAAUGGUGUCUCCCUGACCUGUCGCUUUCACGUCACAGUCUUCAAGUUCAUUGGGGAUUAUGAUGAAGUUCAUCUUCACUGCGCAGUAUCACUCUGUGACUCAGAAAAGUACUCCUGUAAAAUAAAUUGCCCACAAAAUUCCAGGAUUGCCACAGAUUAUGCCAAAGAACCUAAAGAACAGAUCAUUUCAGUGGGACCUAUUAGGAGAAAAAGGCUGGACUGGUGUGAGGACAACGGAGGGUGUGAACAGAUUUGCACAAGCCGGGUAGAUGGGCCUCUGUGUAGCUGUGUGACAGGAACUCUGCAGGAGGAUGGCAAGAGCUGCAGAGCCUCUAAUUCUUCCACUGAACUUCAAGUUUGGACACUCCUUCUCAUCAUGACCCAGAUUUCAUUAUGGCAUUUUGUGUAUAAUUCAGUCAUGACCUCAUAAUUAACUCAAGGUUACUUACUAUACAAAGUACUGUAAUUUACUUUUCAAUUCCCUGUAGGAUAAAUGGUGUGAACCCUUAAGUCAAAGCCCAAUUGAAAGGGACCAGAUGCCACCUGCCUCACAUGGUCAGAGAUCUGGAAAUGAGUGAAAUUCCAUGCUCCUCUUUCAAAGUACACAGCAGUGCUUCUAAAGCCAGUUGUGGAAAGUAUAUAUCUUGCCUAAAAUUUCAAACCAUUGUCACUAGAAAUUUUGAUUCAUAUAAAUAACUAGUAAAGGAAAAAAAUCUAGUUAGAGAAGUCUGACUAGAAAUCUGAUCAGAGAAAUCUGUCAAUCAGUGCUGUUUCUGGAUCAUAGUUUUACAAAGAGAGGACCUGUGGGACAACACUGAGAAGCGAUGGCUGGGAGUUUCACUCCCUCUCAGGAAGCUUUUGAAGUUUGGAGUGUCUGACCUAUGAUAUCAUGUGUUGCUCCCUUCUCUUUAUGAUGAACUCCUUCCCUACCCUCAUGUCCUUCAACCUUGACAUGGCAGCUUGGUCACUGAGUAUAUUGUUUGCAGAUCUUGAGAACCCUACCCCAUCCCUUCCCCUCAGACUCAAAUCCUUCUCCUUUACAAAUCAACCAAAUAAUUUUAAUGUGUUUUAU